UUGAUGCUUCCUGCACUAAGCAGAUAUAAGAUGCUGCAUGGAGUGUGACGUUGCUUUAUUUUGGGGUGGACCUUGGGACAGUAUGGAGGGUGCCAGUUAGUCGGUUCUUUCUGUUGUGCUUUCAUGGAGUGUUCUGCCCCUUUGGAGUGACCACGCGUGUAAGGUGGGCAGUGAGGUAUGUUGGUCUCCUUUUGAAGUGCUUUGAGUUAGAGAAUUGUCCUGACCGAGUGCAAAAAGGAGGGUCUCUUGUCACGGGGAGGACUUGCUCUGCUCUUCAUGGACAGCUCCCUUCUUAAAAGGAAGUAUUCAGACACCCUGGUGAGGGCUCCCAAAACCAAGUUUAAAUAAGCCCUGUACUGACAAAAAUCUUUGUCUUGAUUCGGAUGAGCUGCAUCCAGAUCCAUAGCCUUACCCAGUGAAGAAUGCUGGGGGUUCCCAUACUAAUUCCUUCCCUGCACAGUGAAUCCUUUUAACUACAAUCUCUGUCUCUAGGAAACAUUCUGCUGAUGUUUCAGAGAUUGUGAUUUGCCUGCCUUAGUCAAGAAGCCACUCUGGGUAAACUGUUCUUUCCCUCCUAAUGUUGUGUUGAGGGAAGAAUAGUAAAACAUUGGGAGUUUAACACUUCCUGUUCAGCAGGAGUUGGGGGGAAUACUGGUUAGUUCACAUCAAUUAAGAAAGCCAGUACUGCUUGGUAUUUGGAAGAGCUGUCUCUAACGCUGCUUUGGGUCUGCAGAGUUCAGCAAACUCAAGUUACUAACUCACUGGUGCUUGGGAAUGUAAUUUUUCACACAUGCUCCUGAGCCGAGUGGAUGCUGCAGACUAACCUGUGCUAAAGAAAGCAGUUGACCAUGGGUCACGCAGAGAAGAUAUGCCUUUAAUAUGAGUCAUGACAGACAAAGCAGCAGCAGUGCUACAGCAGGAAUUGGUAGAAAGUUUAAUUUAGGUUUGCAGUCCUGCCUGUCGACAUCAGCCUUGUUCUGGAGCUGGAAGGGAAGGAGAGGCAUGUCCAAGCUGCCUUGCAGAAAGAGGCAUCUACAUCUACGAAAUCUUUUGUAGAUUGCUACCUGGGUGUUUGCUCCAAAUGUGCCACUUGUGGUCGCUCUCAAGCGGCAUUUUGCGCUCUUCCCUCAGUUAAUUCUUUAGCUGCAGCCUCAAAUUUCUGAUGCCUCAUGCCCCUUCCCUUUAGGGGCAUGUUGUAUUACUUGAGAAAAGCCAAUGUGGUUUAAGAUGCGACUGCCCAUUUCCCCCUUUAUCCCCCUCCUCUGUAUUAAGACUGUGUCGCCAGGACUUACCAUGCGAGUGCUCCCUGAUUCAUAUUUACGCAGCAUUAGCCAGGUCAGCUCGGAUCACUUUCUCCAGCGUUUUGAACCAGCCUGUCUGAUGCUUAGCUUGUUCCACUAGCAGGUCAUUAAUCGCCAGCUGAGGGGCAGUAACUGCUUAUACUGUUCUAACUCAUUGUGCUUAUGGAUACCCUGCUAUCCUGAGGGUCUAAGAGAGUUGUAGCGGGUCAGGUCUUUUCCACUCAAAGUGAGCUACCGGUGCUUUAAAGGCUGCAGCUUUCACUGAAAACUCCCAUAUCAGGUUUUUGCAUUUCUCUGAGCUGGACACGGUGAAUAAGAUUUGGUUAAAACAGUAACAUCUGAAAGCAUCUCCUCCUGUUUUAAUAACCCGUUCUGGGGUUGGAACUUGUCUGUUCAUACCUAUGGUGUCUGUGGCGUGCCAGCACUGCAAUACUUGAAUUGCUGUGCAUUUGCUUAGUGUCAUUUCCUUAUCCUGUGCCUAACUGUAAUGAGGAGCACAGGUAUUAGACCUUGCCCAGACAGCCUUCUGUUGGUGACAGCUUGGGCAUUCACUGCUUUUCCUUGCCCGUUCCCAUCUGGAUUCAAGCCACCUUCCCAUCCGAAGAGCGUGCAGUGUUGCUUGUGGCAAUGUGGGUAAUAGCCAGGCUGGGUGGACUUGUGCUGAAGUGUGCAGUGGAUGUGUUUUUGCUCCAUCUGGCAGGAUGUGGGCUCAGAAAUUCAGAUAAGCAAGAGGCAUCUUUAGGAUUGAGAAAAACAGGCAGCGUGCAUAGCAGAGGAAAACCCUGGAGAAAGACCCAAGUGCUGUUUUCUUUUGAGGAGCAGGGAGGGAAACAAGUGUCAGAUCCAUCCUGUAUCUUGCCAGGAAGAGCUAGAGCUGGAAUUCGUCAGGUUUUUGCUGCAACGAAUAUAGCUGCUGGCUUGCUGGAGCUCAGAGACACCUCAGGCUUGAGAAUGGAGCUGUAUUUUUGCUUGGAGAGUUUUUUGGGCCUGUGAUGACCAAGUACUAGUGUUUUCCCCAGUAACUUCCUUCCCUGAAUGAGCAGGAGGAGAAGCCCACAGCACCCUGAGCAAGUGAGGGAGACUACUUGGACGGGUCUGUUAAGGAGGGUGAGUCUAGGUGGACCGCUGCUCACAUUGCAGCCUCUUCCCCAUCAGCUCAUCUGGAUGCUUCUGUGGCGCCAAACAGCUGGGUUUUUAAAAAAUUAAACAGGAAGAGCUGCCCACAGGAUUGGUGCAAGCUACACACAUGAGCUGCUGUCCAGGGGGUAGGGUUCUUUUGGAGGUGAAUGGGAUUUUCUUGCCGCCUCCUUCCUUUGCAGCCCCAGGUUUCCAGGUGGUCGGGGCAGAUGGUGAAGCAGGCUCUGUCUGUGGCUCAUCGGUGUUUCCUGGACUGCCAUGGCUCCUGGCGAACCAAGCUGCAGCUGGAGCCAGCUGUUUACCCAAAGUGAGGACACAAACUGCCCUCGGCAGACACGUGGCUUGGAGUAGAAGGGCUUGCUUCGUCAAGCAGACACUUUCUGUGCUGUUGAAACGUCCAUCAGCCCUGAAAGUGCUUAUGACAGGAGCUGGGGGAGGAGGAACAUCCUCCUCACUCUUGGAUAGCUCAGCAUCAAGUUUUCUGUCCUAAAAAUAAUAAUAAUAAAAAAAGAAGCUGGGUUUUAUCAGCUCAAUGCCAGACAGGGUAGAAGGCAGAUUGUGGUGGGUGAAGUGGCUGAUGCACAUAGCAGUUAUUAAUGUGUAAUUACUGCACUGAGACAAGAAGACAGGGAACAUGAUUUGCUUGCUUGCCUUAGUGCUGUUUGUGCUGCACUUGAUUCACUGGGUCAAACCAGGCCAUCAGUCUUAAAUUGUUUACUGCACAGGAAAAAGGCUCCUCCAGGCCAGUUGGCAGCAGCCCUGGACAACCCUCCCUGCUGCCCUAAACCUCUGUAGAAGUUCUCUGCUUUGGUGUAAUAAAAACACUCCUGUAGUUCUUGUUACCUGAAGUAGUUAAUGAAACAAAGCUGUUCUAACAUUCGCACUGAAACACGGUUCUUCCUAUAAAUUCAUGCAAAGCAAAAACCAUUUUUCAAGCCAGUCCUGUAAGUUUAAAAUGGGUUAUUGUGGCCUUCUGAGUUGGCCAUGAAUAUCGUUGUAAGGCAAGUGUAGUAUCAUCUUGCCCUCCUUAUAGAAAUAAUCUGCACCCUGUUGUUCCUGCCCAAAAUACCAGCUUGUGUGUAAUGCCUUCACGUGAAGGUUACUGGUCAUGUCAGGAAAGUAUACGGACAAAUUCAAUGUCUGCCUCUGUAAGGACUGGAGGCAAGUAGCAUCUCUCAGCUUUCCUUGAGAGGAGAUUGUUCUGUAAUAGGCAUUUUCUCCUGCUUGCUGAAGAUGUUCCUACUUGUCCUUCAUUUUUGGUGGGACUGAAGGUGCACCUCUCUCUGAGAUGGCAAGUGGAGAAGCCUCACCUGCUGCAGUAGGCUUUGAGGGGCACUUUGAAGCAGCUUUUGGGCACUGCUGCAACAGCUGCUUACUGAGAAUUCUUAAGGCUGUUACUGACCUAAUAACGCUGCCAGAUCUCCUGAGCUGGUGUGGUCUGUGUGCUUUGCCCGUGCUCUCUCAGUGGCUGUUUUUAAGGGUGCUUGACUCUGGAGACAAGUUUGUCUAUACAAGGCAGGGAGAUUACUUCAAAAUACUCCUGUUUCCCUGUUCCUUACUGCCUUUCUGCCCGCCCUUAUUUCCUGUUGCUUUGCAGUCUGAGGCAUCAAGUACAUUUUUGGUAACUGGAGAUGGCAGAUACUUUAUUUGGUUUUAGCUCUGGGUAUAUCAUAUGAUUUGCAUUAAUGGGACCGUGUUACAAAAGUUUUCUGGGAAUUCCUGGUGAGGUAUCUGGUUGUGUAAAGUCCUGGAAACUAACUCCUGCCCCUGCACCAGGGCCAGAAGCAGGGCUGCAGAGAACAACAUACAUUUGUGCGAGCUUGUGGGAGGCCUCAGUUGAGAACUGCCUGGCUGUGGUCAGAUGUAACCAGCUUUCCUUAGGAAACGCAGUUGUGGGUAGUAUGGUGCUGCACCGAUACAGACACAUCCUGGGAUUAUGGCAGCCGGACAUCGGGCCCUAUGGGGGGCUGCUGAACGUGGUGGUUGAUGGCUUGUUCAUCAUCGGGUGGAUGUACUUGCCACCUCAUGACCCCCAUGUUGAUGAUCCGAUGAGAUUCAAACCUCUCUUCAGGAUUCAUCUCAUGGAGAGGAAAUGUGCAACAGUUGAGUGUAUGUAUGGUCAUAAGGGACCUCAUAACGGCCAUAUCCAGAUUGUAAAGAAGGAUGAGUUCUCCACCAAAUGCAACCAGACGGAUCACCAUCGAAUGUCAGGGGGAAGGCAAGAGGAAUUCCGGACGUGGCUAAGGGAAGAGUGGGGUCGGACUCUGGAAGACAUCUUCCAUGAACACAUGCAAGAGCUCAUCUUGAUGAAGUUCAUCUACACCAGCCAAUAUGACAACUGCUUGACGUACCGACGCAUCUACCUCCCUCCUAGCAGCCCUGAUGACCUUAUAAAGCCAGGUCUCUUCAAAGGAACAUAUGGGAGCCAUGGGCUGGAGAUUGUCAUGUUGAGCUUUCAUGGAAGGAAAGCGAAGGGGACUAAGAUCACCGGAGAUCCCAACAUCCCAGCUGGGCAGCAGACAGUGGAAAUUGACCUGGCGCACCCUCUGCAGCUACCCGACGUUGAGAACCUUCAUGAUUUCAGUGAGCUCUCUCGCAUCGUCCUGGAGGUCCAGGAGCAGGUGCGUCGGGAGGAACAGGAGAAGGAACACCGGCAGGAGGAAGAGGACCGCUCCCAGCAGGCUGCCUCCCAGCCUGCUGCAAAGCCCCUGGGAGGAGAAGGUGCCGAGGGGGAAGAAACUGCAGCUGGGGCAGAGGGAACAACCCAGGACAAGGCACCAGCUUCCCAGUCCUUCGUGCUGCCCAUGGGAGUCAUAUCAAGGAAUGAAGACUAUCCCCGGACCUGCCGAAUUUGUUUUUAUGGGACGGGGCUUAUCGCUGGCCAUGGCUUCACCAGCCCUGAGCGAACACCAGGUGUUUUUGUUCUCUUUGAUGACGAUCGCUUUGGAUUCAUCUGGCUGGAGCUGAAGUCAUUCAGUCUUUACAGCCGGAUCAAAGUCUCCUUCCAGAAUGCCGAAGCGCCUUCCCGUGAGGCUUUUGAUGAAAUGCUGAAGAACAUUCAGUCGUUGGCUACUUGACGGGUGAUCUGUGAUGGACAGGGCUAGGGGUUGCAAAGGCUGCUGCACUCCCCAGCCAGGGCUGGGAUGGGGCGUCCUUGCUCUCGGUACCUCUGAAUAAAAGCAUGCACUUUUAAUACAGCCUUUUUACCCCAAAUGUACACAUCCCGGUUAAAAAAAAAAAUCCAUGACUGCCCUUUCCUCCCUGCCGCUCCACACUGCUCCCUAGCAGUCCUUGUUACCCAGUCUGUAACGUAGCUUUGUAUAGCUGAAGGGAUCCUGGAGAGGAGGAAACAGACAUUUCUGAUUUGCAAAAAGAAUGUAUUGGAACAAAAGUAACUCAAGGUCAGAGCUGGAUCAGAAGAACAUCUAACUGACUGGAUGGACACAAGCCCUCUGCUUUGACCGUUAGCAGUCUCCUGGGGAAAGAGCUCUUCUUCAGGCAAGGGACUCAUUUAAGCCUUUGCUGCGCUCUAGACCUCCUGGGAGACUUGCUUUACCCUCCUGAAAUCAGCACGGUCGCCUGCUGCAGGCUGAGUGGCUGCUUAAUGAUAAAUUGCAUCAGCAGUGACAAAGCAUGUCCUCCUCUCCAGAAACCUUUCUCUGUUGGGUGCAGCAUUGUCAAGAGAGGCUGGUGUAACAGUUGCAUCCCUGGCUUAGUAAUUGGAGUGAGUGGUUUACUUUUGAGAAAUUCCCUCAGCUUGGCAGCAAGGGGAGGAUUCCCACUGUAAAUGACAGUGUAUGUAGUGUUGCCCUGGCUUCUGGAGCUUGAUGGAUGUGCUGUCCCUUGGGCUCCAGGUCUGGGUGUCUCCCUGAGCCUAGAGAAAAUGAUUCUUUUUUUCAUAUAGGAGCUGGGUAUGGAACUGGAAAUGAGUGUGAACUGCAGGAGCUGGUGCAUUCAAACCGGUUUUGUACCGGGAAGAUUCACCUCAGAUCUUUUAAAGUGGGUCUGCAAAUGUAAAGGAAGGAGAGGAAAGAAAACCAGCUGCAGUCUGCUGACUCCUGUCUGUGAUGGGCAGCAGAAGGUGCCAUAUGUUGCUGGUACUGAUGUGACCCCAGUUAUUUGUCAUUCUUGUAUCAGGUAGCCCCGCACAGUCUGAAGGAACAAUGAGGGAUUCUCCUAACAUCGCUGUGGUUGGUUCUGGCACCUUUUAGGGUUGGUGCUGACAGGUGGGUGCUGCUGCUCCACUCACAGGACCUUUCUGUUCCCUUUCUAGUUAUACUUGUUUCAUUUCAGAUAACGGCUGCUUCCACAGAAAGCUCCUGGGCCUGAUUUAUUUCCAUGAUAACUGCACUCUGUGUGGCAGAUCUGAGCUCUGCUGGGGAGUGUGGGCUGCAGACGAGGAAGCAAAUUCCCCAUAGACUGUUCUGUGCAGGAAAAUCCUGGCCAGUGGUUAUCUACAGACUGUGGGUUGUGCUAUAAACCAUCGGCAUUUGCAUCAGCCUGUGUUAUUAAUCCUGUGUAGGAAGAGGUGAUGGGGAUCCUUGUGCAGAGAGAAGAGCAGUUUGUGAGGAAGCUCUUGGUUACAAGCAGAACACCUCCUUUGUUGCAGUUGGUCUCUGGCUGUCACGAUAAACUCCAGGUUUCUUUUCCCACUACCAGCCAGAUCAGUGUCUAACAAAACUCUGCCUUUACAUCUGCAGGUUUUGGUUUGUAAAUGUGUCUGUACGUGUGUUGUGCUGGGUGGAUUCAGGCCCCUUCUGCGGAGAAGUUUCAGUCGCUGCCUCGUUUCACUGACUGCAAGCAGCUUUUAUUCUCGCAAGGGCUUUUUGCCACCUCUGGCUCUUGAGUGUUCCCUCGAGCUGCAUGAGAACUGAGUCUCCAGCAGAGACUUUGAGCAGAAGGUCUUGUCACUCACAGGAUUAAUUCCUGUCUCUUUGGAUAUAGUUUUACAAACCCCUGGGAAUGUGAAGGUGAUUGAAGGCACUUUUUUUUCUUUGUUUCCUACGGCUUUGUCAGUAGUGGAAAACCUGCCUCAGUGUUAGAGGUGAGGAUCUGAAGUGCUAUUACUGUUCCAGUGAAUAAGCUAUAAAAAGCAGGUUGUUUCUGAGCAGCCUGUUAGAGGUGUUGCUGUCGGCAUCAGCAGAGGGAAGAGUUGACUUGAAUCUCCCCCCCGUUAGGCAGGGCUGGGAGGGAGGAAGGGGAGCAGUUCUCUGAACCUUGGUGUGUGGGCAGAGAGGUGAGCUGAAGCUAAAAUCGGGCAUCUUGGCCCCUGGCUGCAGCUGCUGAGCUGUGUGCAGGAGAGGAUGUGCUUAAUCUUGCAGACGGAGGUUUCCAGCUUGAUGAUGCAGAUUUCUGGAAUACCUAAAGACAUUAGGUAUUCCUUGCAGACUGGGUGGCCAGUUUAUCUUGGAGCUCGCUGUUAGGCUGGUGCAGGCAGUAUGUUGGCUGCUAUGUAUUCUCCCUAGCAGCCUAAACGGAUGGGAGAGGUCCCCUUGAGCAGCUGCUUAAAUUGCUUGUCUCUAAAACCAGCUCUGCUUCAGCUGCCACUGGAUCCUUAGCUCUGACUGUGUGGAUUCCUCAAUUUCUUCAAAGUCCCUACUCACCCGAAAAAAUAAAAGUCCUGAGGUUUUACAUAAUGACUUAAUAGUUUUUGCUUUUUGUUUUCAAAGUAAGAUUGAAAAUCCAGACUGUAUUGAAUGGACUGCAAGCACUUGGCCUGAGACUUGAGCCAUUUUCUUCUAAGUACAGAUGCUGGCUCUGUAGCCGCUCUCCUCCCUGUAACCUGCUCUGUUGGGCUGGCUGAGUAAAGGCAGUGUAGGUACGUGUCACUGCUGUGUCAUACAAUAUUUUUCAUAGUUUUUACGUACAGCUUAAAUUCCUUUUGAUACCAAGAGUCUCCUGGGGGGUGCAAACCCAUGGGUAGCAGGAGCGUUUCGCUCGGUGCUGAGUACAGGUCUGCUUUGUCACUUGAGUGAGGACCCAUUGGCUAGCGGUUGGCACAGGUUGUGUAUCUGCUGUUCUCCAGGCGGAGAUGGUUCUUCUGCUUGUAGCUUGUCCUUUCCAAACCUUUUCAGUGGCAGUGUAAAGGGUGUCCCUUCUGAAGGCAAGACCUGCUUGGCUGGCUGGGGAGAAGGGUUUUGCAGGGGCUUGAUGCUCUGCAGGAACUUUUCACAGCUCGGCUUUGCCCCUGUAGUAGCAUCCUUUUAUUUAUAGUGUACCUGAUUGUGACGUUUUGAGGCCAAUGUGCUAGUCCUGAUUAAAGGCAAAACUGCUGAUACACUGUGGCUUUACUCUGUCUAGAGCAAAGGCAAUGCACAUACCAAAUUUCGUAUUAAUGCUCCUUCCCUGCCGCCUUAAUUUCUGCUCCUCAAAGCCUGGCAGGCUUUUGUGGCAUUUCGGAAGGAAAUUCCUUCUAAUUUGGCUUAGGGUGAAGAAAGCGGUUAAGAUAGUGAAUUUGGAGAGACUUGCUUAAAUGCUCUGGGUGCUCCAGUGCCUUUGCUCGUUCCUUUGUGCAUGGCUACAUCUCUGCUCUCGGAGAAAAGCAGAAUAACGUGGUGAGGAGUUGCAGCUUGAGCUUCUGAGAGCUUUGGGAAAAGGGAACAAAAGCAGUGCAGCCGGGUUUAGCGGCAGGCCGUUUGGAUCUGAGCAUCCCCCAUCCUGCCUUCCCUCGUGGCACCUGUGGGAAGCAGUGCUAACGGUACCGGGGUUUGUUGGAUUUGUUGGUGUUUGGGAUGGGCUGUGCCACCCUCCUGCGCAGUACGUCUCGGUGCAUACCCUGCUUGUUUCCUGAGCCCUGGUUGUCUAGCUUGUUGGGAUAUUUCUGGGAGCUGUUGACAGGGAUAAUGUGUGGUGGUGCCUUGCAGAUGGUGAUAAAUUUCUGGUGCUGACGUGUCCUCCUCCUGUUCGCUCUGUAGAAAAUCUUGGGGACAAUUGGCUUUAUUUCUUGAUCCCAGAUGGAUGGAAAGAGCUGAGGAAGAUGGAAAACAACUUGUCAGGGGUAGGAAUACUGUCUUGGCAGAAGCCUUUUGGAAUAAACAAAGCGCUUGCAAUUAGGAUGCAGAGCAGCACUGCCCCAGUAGCCGCAGCAAGACCUAGGGCUUAAUUCUAGCUCAGGAGCAAUAAGCACUGCUUACGUGCCUGGGCCGUGUUGUGCUCCUACAUCAUGCUUUCUGUGUUGUCAGAACACAUGGGUUUGGCCAGCUGGAAAACAGAAGCAUCAAAGAUCCUCACCCAGCCAGUUUGUUUGCCUUGGGCCUGUUUUCAUAGCUAUAAAUGUGCUGUGAGCAGGCGUUGUGGUUGUAGGAGACUCACUGCAGUCCACAUGGACUUGUCAGGGUUUUUUUUUUAAUUAUUAUUAUUGAGGAGGAGGAAAAAGGAUGGCAUUACUUGUAACUUUGGUGGUCGGCUUCCCUUUGGAGUGGACAGUGCAGUGCUGCCACAGGUACUCUGGAAUGGGACAGCAAAGGUUGGAUGGUGAUUAUGUUGGGAAACUUGUACUGGGAAGAAAGCAAAUACAUGUGCAAGCGUGCUUGGAGGUGUAAGCUACCAGGAAAAACCCAAAAUGCAGCUGGAUUAAUGUUUACUUUUAAACAAGGUUGACUUUUUAUUACUCUUUAUUAAUUUAAAACUAGUGGAACUUAAUGGAAGUGUUGGGUGUUAUGUGGGAAUGGGCUGUAUAAUCCUGACUUGCUAGUUUAGGAAAUGAUAAUAUAUUAACUCUGUCUUGUAGCUGGUUGCUCACAUGGCCAAUAAUCUUCUGUUGUGUUCAGCUGCCAAAGGAUUGUGUGCUGGCCGCCGUGCCGCGGGCCAGACGGGCAGCAUCACUCACCAGUUGGACAGUGAAAUAGUUGAGAUGUGUGAUCAGGCGGUGGAGUGGAAGAUAAGGUACCAAACUGUGAGUGCCACUGACCUUUUUUGUGUGUGCUGAAUUAAAAUGUAUGAUUCUGGGUUUUGUUUGGAUUGCAGUCUCUUUAAUUUUUGAGGAAAAGAGCACUCAGAUGACUGUGUUCAUUAACUUAAUUGAAGCAAUCUGCACUUUUUUCAUUAAUACUCUUGCUUCCCUUAAGCAGGUGUACCCCGUUUCUGUGUGUAUUUUGCACUCACCACUUUAACAUGACACUGACAGAUUAAUCUGGGCAUCUCCUGUAGGCUCUGAGUGUAAGUAAGUCCCUAUAAAGGACCCUGUGGGGCUUAUUAAUAAUGAAAGUGAAACACCAGAUCCCUGCCUCACACAGAGGGUAGUGCAUAGGAAAAAGGGUGAGCUUUUCUUUUGAAAAUGCCAUUUGACAUCAAACACCUCGGUUUCGUGCCACAAAUAUCCAUGUGGAACACAAGAACUGUAGUUUAAACAACUUGCCUGUAGUUUAUACAACUCUGCUCCCCUGUCUGAGGGAUUUUGUUUGUGGUUUGAGAAGAACAGGCUGUAUAAAAGCCGGACAUAAUUUUUCAACACUUGGCCUGCUUCAUCCCAGGUAUCACAAAGCUGAGCAAAAUGCUUGUAUUACUUUUACACCUGAUCAUUGUUACCCAAGGAGCCUUUUCCAGUUUCAAAUAAUAAAAAGGAAAGUUUUGUGAACGUA
This is a messenger RNA of Falco peregrinus (peregrine falcon), 11017 nucleotides long. It is a transcript of the gene FBXO31, whose product is annotated as F-box protein 31. The record is from RefSeq and is a predicted model, not a curated record. The coding region runs from base 4124 to 5515 and encodes 463 amino acids. Lineage: Eukaryota; Metazoa; Chordata; Aves; Falconiformes; Falconidae. Gene Ontology annotation, molecular function: protein binding. The transcript is spliced from 8 exons.